Annulohypoxylon maeteangense is the source of this 2686-nucleotide messenger RNA. RefSeq names its product HET-domain-containing protein. The transcript has 3 exons. NCBI's taxonomy places the organism in Eukaryota, Fungi, Ascomycota, Sordariomycetes, Xylariales, Hypoxylaceae. The record is from RefSeq and is a predicted model, not a curated record. The coding region runs from base 203 to 2206 and encodes 667 amino acids.
GUAGCAUUUCUAUUAAUAUAUGAUUUCUCUACCGUUUAAAACAAUUUGGAAAUUUGAGAGGAAAAUAUCAACUCAUGAAUAACACUUCAUAGUCCACUUCAGCACAUAAUGCUAUGUUAUAAGGGGCAUAAACCCGGUCUUCACAAACUCCAAGAGAUUUUAAAGGGAACUUUCUAAUAAGUACCUCUUAACUUAUUUCAAAAUGAGCCCAAUACCAAUAACCAUUACGGGAUCACUCUGCGAGUUCUGCCACCAGUUCAUCAGCGAUAUUUUCUCCUUCGACUUUACCAGUCAAGACGCCUACCCAGCUCGCUGGCAUCCAAUAGGCUCAGGAUGGGGUCCCUGGGGCGAUGCUUUCCGGCACCAUGAGACCCUCGCAGCUCUUGCACAAAGCGCCAAAUCAUGCGAACUCUGCAAUGUCUUGCACGCAGACCUCUCGCUUAUGGAUGAAUCUCUUCACCAAGGCUGGCUAGGGCUGUACCCAUUCUACUCAUCUGGCCGUAUAGGACCAAAUAAGUCCAAAGGCGUUUUCCGCGCCGGCUUCCGUGACUCCCUAGAUAGAAUGCCCUGGGGUAGUAGUAAAAUCGGGAGUAUUCCCCUCCACAGCUUCAAAGUAUGUCGGCGAGUGCCAUUAAACGAAGGCGAGCAAGUCCCCUGGCUCGACACAUACAGACGCCUACCCGCCGUAAACCCAACGAUAACCCCAUCAGAUAUCGCAAACAUGGUAUCCCACUGGCAACAAGACUGCCGCACCAACCAUCCAAACUGCUCCAACGCCCCCGCGGACCACGUCCUCCCCACCCGCGUCCUCGACCUAGGAGAAGACCCAACACCCCAAAUCCGGCUCCUCGAAACCCACGACCUCAAAGCCCCCUACGCAACCCUAAGCCACUGCUGGGGCGGCGCCAUCCCCAGCAUCACCCUAACCACCAAUGCCGCCUCCCGCACAACCUCGCUCCCCCUGUCCUCUCUCCCCCAGAACUUCAAAGACGCAAUAACGGUAACCCGCGCCCUAGGGCUGCGCUACCUAUGGAUCGACGCGCUGUGCAUAGUCCAAGACUCGAGAUCCGACUGGGUCCGCGAAGCCGGGCUCAUGAGCGCCGUGUACACCGGCGCAGCUGUCGUGAUCUCCGCGCUCGACAGCCCAGCCAGCUCGGCUGGGUUUUUGAAGCCGGAUAGACUGCCCCUGGCUGUGCUGGGGGCGGAGUACGCGGUGCAGAAGGUGUUGCCGGAACUCAAUGACUACCUGGUUACCUGUCCGCUUGUCUCGCGGGGGUGGUGUAUGCAGGAGCGGUUGCUGGCGUCUAGGUUACUGCAUUUUGGGAAGGAGCAGGUGUUCUGGGAGUGUCGGUCGUUGUUUAGGGCGGAGGAUGGGAGGGAUUUUACGGGGGACUCGGAUGGACAUGUUAUGGCGGAGUUUCUACGCAUUAGGAAACGGAUUGGGGUUGCGGCGGCGCGGGGGGAAAGGUUGGAUUGGGAUGCGUGGUAUCAGCUUUUGCAGGAGUAUACGACGCGCAGGUUUACGGUGUCGACGGAUAAGUUGCCUGCGCUUGCUGGUGCGGCGGGGUUGUUUAGGAAUGCGAAUAAGGAGACGGGUGCGACGUAUGUUGCUGGGCUGUGGAAAGAGGAUUUGGCGAGGGGGUUGCUUUGGUGUGCGCAUUAUGAUCAUGUGCCUGGGAGAAAGGUCUGGGGGAUCUCGUCGAGUGAUCGGAUAUCUACGCUUGCUGAACCGCCGGAGAGGCGCGCGCCGAGCUGGAGUUGGGCGGCGUUGGAUGGUCACUUGGACUUUUGGGCGCUGCGCGUAGGAGGAUUCGUCGUCGAGGUCUUGGAUGUUAAGAUGAGUGUUGGGGAGAACGAACUUACGGAGGCUUUUCCAGACGGGGUAGUAACACUUAGGGGUCGAGUUGCGCGGAUGUUCUAUCAUACUCCGGAAGAAGUGAAGUAUGAUGUUGGGACGUUGACAUUUCAACAGUCAGAUUCUCCGAGUGAUGCGUCAAGCGCACUAAGCGGCUGCGUGAUGGAUUUGGAUCGUCGGAAAUCACGAUUUUGUUGGGCAAUGGUAAUUGCACAGUCAAAUAAUGAAUGGUUUUUACUUGUCCUCGAUAAGAAUGACGAUGGGUCGUACCGGAGAAUAGGGAUGGCCACGGCGAAAAGCGUGGAGGUCGAUUUAGGAAGAUUCGAGGUUCACGAGGUUCAAAUCAUUUAGAGGGAGAAAAAAAAAAGUCUUGCGGAUUUAUCGUGGAAUCAUUUAAAAUUGGGAUGAUAAAAAGUCUGAAGGUCGAAAACGAGAAAGUGGGUGUAAAAAAAGCCUCGUGAUCUUGAGCUGGAUGCAUCACCAUGAUCAAAUCGCAAAUACAUCAGAAGAACAAAAGGCAAAAAGAACAGUAUCGAGUAACCGUCCUCAUGGCCCAGACUCAGGUGUAUGGCCCCUGAGCUUCUGCGCCUCCUUUUGUCAGAUAUUUCUUUGCGACUGCCCUUUCAGGCCCUGGUUCUUCCAGGAAUCGAACCCUAGACCUCCCAUUCCAGAGAGACAUUAUUGGGUUUACUUCGGAGGUGAUAGGUUGCUGCCUGAGAGCCUUGACCACCUGACACAUCUGGUCUCCACGACGACAACACUGACGAGAGCUUUGACCAUUCUACUUUUUUUAUUCAUACUGUCUAAGGACCUUUGCGCCUGAGUUACAAG